AAAAGGAUGAUUCUGUAGCUGUAGUGACGGUAGUUGACGGUUUAAAUUCCAGUCUCCUGCAUGAGCAAAUCUUCUAUCUGCUUCAAAUUUUUGGUAUAUUGAUCUGUGAUCUCAAUCUGGUAUCUCCAUUUUCAUUGUUCAGAGUUCUUCGGAGAUUGUUCCGAAGGUUUGCCACUAUUUGAAGCAACCGGAGAACUACUGGGAAAACCAGAUACCAUGGCGGAUCUGAUUCCACCACCACACAGAUCGGCCAACGACCUCUUUUCCGAUCCACUUGAUUCUCAUCCUCUCUGGUUCAAGCCCGACCUAUUCCUCUCCCCCAAUUUUGAUUCGGAGUCGUACAUUUCUGAGCUUCGAACAUUUGUCCCAUUUGACACCCUCCGAUCUCAGCUCCACUCUCAUCUUUCCGCUCUCAACCGUGAGCUCAUUGAUUUGAUCAAUCGUGACUAUACCGAUUUUGUCAACCUGAGCACAAAGCUUGUCGAUGUGGAAGCGGCAGUCGUGCGAAUGCGAGCUCCUUUGGUUGAACUAAGGGAGAAAAUUGAGCAAUUCAGGGGUUCCGUGGAGUUCUCUCUUUCAGCUUUGCAAAAUGGAUUGCGGCAGAGAUCAGAGGCAGCUUCAGCCAGAGAGGUCUUGGAAUUGUUGCUUGAUACAUUUCACGUCGUGUCGAAGGUUGAAAAACUAAUCAAGGAGCUUCCAAGUGCACCUGCUGAUGGCUCAAAUGGAACUAUGAAUUUAACAGAUAAAAGUGGAUUAAGUAAUGGUGCUUCUUUACCACACAUCGAGAACGGAACAAAUCUUAGGGAAACACAAAGCAUGCUCUUGGAAAGAAUUUCCAGUGAAAUGAACCGGCUAAAAUUUUACAUCGCUCAUGCACAGAAUCUUCCCUUCAUUCAAAAUAUGGACAAGAGGAUUCAGAGUGCCAGCCUUUUGUUGGACACGAGCUUGGGACAUUGUUUUGUUGAUGGACUUGCACAUCACGAUGAAAAUGCUAUUUACAACUGCCUACGUGCCUAUGCUGCCAUAGAUAACACCACAAGUGCUGAAGAAAUUUUUCGCAGUACUGUUGUAUCACCAGCAAUUCAUAAAGUUAUUCCUCAUAAAGUGUCUGGCAUGGACACUGGGUCAUCCGAUGAUGAUUUGGAGAAUGAUUACAAGCAAAUGAAGCAAUAUAUUGAUAAAGACUGCAAAUUUUUGUUAGAAAUAUCUGCUACAGAAAACUCAGGACUACAUGUAUUUGAUUUCUUGGCUAAUUCAAUCCUGAAAGAGGUUCUCUCUGCUAUCCAAAAGUCAAAACCAGGUGCAUUUUCCCCAGGGAGACCUACUGAAUUCUUGAAGAACUACAAGUCGAGCCUUGAUUUCUUGGCAUACUUGGAAGGCUAUUGUCCAUCCAGAUCUGCUGUUGCUAAAUUUCGAGCAGCAUCUGUAUAUAAUGAGUUCAUGAAGCAAUGGAAUAUCGGGGUUUAUUUUUCUCUGAGGCUUCAGGAAAUAGCUGGAGCUUUGGAUUCGUCACUGUCAGCACCUAUUCUAACCCCCGUACAAACUUCAUCUUCUGGCCGGGGAAACAAUCAGGAUCUAACAUUAAAGCAGAGUGUAAUGCUUCUAGACUGCCUGACAGCAUGCUGGAGAGAUGAUGUUCUUGUCCUUUCUUGUUCUGACAAGUUUCUUCGUCUAUCUUUGCAGCUCCUUUCAAGAUACACUAACUGGUUGUCGUCUGGUCUAGCUGCCCGUAAAACGGGUACAGGCUCCCAUCCAGGUUCAGAAUGGGCUGUAGGAGCUACCCCUGACGAUUUAAUAUAUAUAAUCCAUGACCUUGGUUAUCUAUACACGGUGGUAACUGGUAACUUCUUGGAAACUGUACUUCAGCUUCUAUCGUCAUGCACUGUAGAUGUUCUUGAUUCAGUAAAGCAGAGCAUUUUGCACGGUGGAAAGUCAUUGUAUAAUUUAAUGCCCAAAGUUAUUGGUGCCAUAGUUGCUUCACUGGUUGAGAAGUCUGUUGAGGACUUGAGACAGCUGAAGGGUAUUACAGCAACAUACAGGAUGACCAAUAAACCACUACCUGUAAGGCAUUCACCCUAUGUAUCAGGGUUGCUACGCCCUCUGAAGGCCAUAUUGGAUGGAGACAGGGCGUCAACUUUUUUGACAACGGAAACAAGGACUGCACUGUUGACCGAUGCUGUGACUGAGAUUACUUCUCGUUAUUAUGAGCAAGCAGCUGAUCUUGUUAGCUUGGCUAGGAAAACAGAUUCGUCACUCCAGAAAAUUCGGCAGGGAGUACAAAGACGGGCUGGAGCAAGCUCAGAUGUUUCAGACCAUAACAUCUCCGACACUGACAAGAUUUGCAUGCAACUCUUUCUCGAUAUUCAGGAGUAUGGUCGCAACCUUUCAGCCCUAGGGGUUGAAGCAGCGAGUAUUCCAACAUACCGUUCAUUUUGGCACUUGGUUGCUCCUUCGGACAAGCAAAGCUCCAUUAGUUUCUGAUGUUUCUAUCAUCGGAAUACGUAUACGUUGGCUUUGUGGAUGUUUUUUUCUCUCUAAUUUGGUAAAUUGUUGCUUUUUAUUAUUAUUAUUAUUAUUUUAUAAUGGCAAAUUGUUGUCUUAGUUAUAACUUAUUACUUAGAAUACAUUUUUUCCCUCCCAUAUUGGUCACAGGUGAUGGUGUUCAUAAUGAGAAUCAAAAUUUUGUAGAUUCAACAACGAAGCAUUGAUGGGAUCUGGUUUGAUAGAAAGAUUUAUUCAUAAAUAUGUUAGAAGUUAUAAUUCUGUCUUUACUUCACAUUUUUUUUUCUAAAUAAAUAAAAUAUUAUAUUAUAAGUAUUUCAGCAGGGAUGAAAUUCUAAUUUAUGUGAGCUAUGUUUAGGUUAAUUUCAUCUUGACUUUUUUGUUGGUGUUAAGAAUAUUUGUUUGUUUUUUCUGAAGUUAUUUUGGCUGAUGAAAUGCCAUCAAAAUUAUAUCAUACAAAACUUUCAAGAUUAA
Messenger RNA from Cucumis sativus (cucumber), 2976 nucleotides. Its product is annotated as conserved oligomeric Golgi complex subunit 2. The record is from RefSeq and is a predicted model, not a curated record. Gene Ontology annotation, cellular component: membrane; COG complex. The coding region runs from base 217 to 2481 and encodes 754 amino acids. Gene Ontology annotation, biological process: protein transport; intra-Golgi vesicle-mediated transport; Golgi organization. NCBI's taxonomy places the organism in Eukaryota, Viridiplantae, Streptophyta, Magnoliopsida, Cucurbitales, Cucurbitaceae. The transcript is spliced from 12 exons.